Molecule: messenger RNA, 5252 nt
Organism: Panicum virgatum (switchgrass)
Lineage: Eukaryota; Viridiplantae; Streptophyta; Magnoliopsida; Poales; Poaceae
Exons: 2
Coding region: 2465-3151 (228 amino acids)
Source: RefSeq, a predicted model, not a curated record
CUCUAAUCCUCUCGUCCUGAGCCCCCAAAUUCUUAAGGACCGGCCCUGCCUAUACCGCCGCGACUCGGCAGCCUGGCAAGCCUUCAGGUGCUCGCGCUCGCCGGCAACCAGCUCACGGGCGCGAUACCGCCAGAGCUAAGGGGGCUCACGGGGCUCCUGAAGCUGAACCUGAAACUGGGUAACAAUUCGCUGGUGGGCGUCCAUGCGGAACGGGACGAGCUUGUCUGCGGGAAGAUGAAGUGGGACGACUUCGAGGAGCCCAAUAUCUUGCAGAAGGAACUAGUGCCAAUGGUUCACGCUUCACAAUAUUGUAAUGGGGCAGCCAAGCUCAUCUAACAAGAAGCAUCAGUAGCGGGCACAGAUCCUCUGCCCUUGCUAUAGUUAUGACAUCAGUGUGUCUUAGUGAACUUCAAGUGCUACUUUUCAUGAAUGAACAUAAUUAAUUUGGACAAUACCACUUAACUCUUCUCCUUCCUAAGUCUGCGUAAACAUACUUUCUUUCCGUAUUUACUGCCUACAGAUGCAGGAAUAUGAAAUACACUAUUAUUAGUUGAUUUGUCCAAAGGAUUGGUGCUUGGUCUCAGAACGGCCCUCGCCCUUUAACUCAAAAAAUUACUCGUAAUUAAUAUCAUAGCUAUGUAGGAACCCGAGUUAAUCUCUCAGAAACUGAACCAGUAAAUGAACAUUAUGUGUCCUCGAGUUCAUUGGUAAACUGUGCCAAGCAUACGAGGUUGUCAGUUGUGGUCUCUUAACAACAAUAACUGUGAAACAGUUGUGCUAGCUGUGCAUCACACUGAGAUAGCAUGAUCACCUUGGCCAUGAUAAUCAAACAAAGCAAUGAUAAUUUUUAGGUGCCAAAGAUCAUGAUCUAUGAGAUUGUGGAAUUGCUAAGCAGGAGCUAAAUCCCUGGCAAUUUUGUUAUAUUCAAGUGGAAGAGUCACGGACCAGAAGAAUCUUUGGAAUGCUGAGGUCUCAGCUAAAUUAUUAGUUCCAUUCAUUCAAAACAAGCGGUUUAAUGGCAGUACAGCACUAAGGCAUGCUGGUAUUGUUACUACUAAAAUGGCAGAGGAAUAAAAUUCCAUCAGCAACCUACUAGUUAUGUGAAAAUAAUGUCAGCACAUGUAUGCUACAAAUCUUUUUUUUAGGAAACAGGAGGGGUGUGAUCCACUAGUUAUAUAUUAAAUAAAAAGAAAAUUAUUUACAAAGCAAACUAAACAAAAAUUAUAAAAACAUAAUAUUAGUAAAUGUAAUAUGAUCGGUACCUGGGUGUGUGUUGCGUCUCUGUAUGACUCUCUUUUCUACUAUUAAUACAAUGGUACGUAGCUCUCCUGCGUGUUUGAGAAAAAAAAAUUGGUACAUGUAACUAGAAUAAGCACAAAUUUUGGUCAGAGCAGUAAGGCAAUUAAGAACGAGAAAAGAGUAAGGAUUUGGUGCGGCCACAAAUCGUGUUAACACAGAAGUGUUGAAAUUUAACUUGCACUCUUUGCAGUGAAGUAAACACUGUGAGCACUGUGAACACAACCAUGGAAAAGUAGGGGUUUUGAUAUUUCAUACUGAAUAUGACUUUUGAGUCAUGAACAAUGCAUACAGAGUUAGUAGAAAUUUUGCGAUGGGACAGAUCCCAAGCUAUUUAAAGGUAUUAGAGCAUCUCCAGCAAGAUUCCUAAAUAGAGACCCUAUUCACAUUUUAGGAAGGGUUUUUUGUCUACUGGACACUCCAAAAAUGCUGUUUUGUGCACUGCACACUUUACUUGUUGAAAUAGUCUGCAGACCACCGUGAGUUGUAAAUUUUGUGCGCUGCACAUUGGUCCUAUUAAACUACUCAUUUGCAAUCUGGAAGGUGAGAGAAGAUGCUCUAAAAAAGACUAAAAUGCCACUGGCUGUCUAAAAGAGCAUUCCGACUUGUUGAAAUAGUCUUGCCCGAGGCACUCGCACCCACCACAGGAUCGGAGACCAGCCAACUUUUAUGAUUCGUUGCUGACGUAGCACGCGCACGUCACACACUGAGACUAGCAUGAUCCAAGACGCACGGGAAGGAGACGUGCGAACACGAAGCUCCUUUUUGCAGCUUCGCGGCACGCACCCACCGGCGGCGAGGAAGCAACCAGGCUGGGAAGUGGAAACUUUGGCAGAGAAAGGAAAGGCAAUUACAGAGAGGCUAGACUCUUCGGAGGACAUUUCGCUUGAGGAAACGUACAUUCGAUCACGGACGCAAGCACGCUGCCUGCUAUUUACACGCGCGCCAGCCGGAAGAAGCGGAGGAAGGAAGCUGACAACAUUCGAACAACCAAGGUGGGGUGGGAUCGCCCGAUUGCGAAGGGGAAGACGUCACUCCGCAACGACCGCCGCCGACGACCUCACGCGGAGGCUUGGGCUCCGCGGCUGCCGCAGCAUCUCGAUCAGCGAUUCCGUCUGAUGAAAUUGGAAAACGGAUUAGUUUGGCCAUCUCGAUCACGAGGACAGGGAUGCCGCCCUCCUCGACGGCGGCGACGCAGCCCUCGCUGGAGCCCACGAGGGAGUGGAGCACGUACGCGGCCUUGUCCACCAUGCCGGACUCCGGGUUGGCCAUGAGGUCGAGCAGCGGCCGCACGGCGCCGGCCUCGACGGCGCGCCCCGCCGCAGAGUGCGUAGAGCGCGGUGGCGGCGUCCUUCCUCCCGUGCGCGCCGCCGGCCUCGAGGAGCAGGCGCAGGUGGGCGCAGGCGGACGACAGUGCAGUCGCGGCCUCCUUGUGGUACUGUCGCGGACUGGCGGGUGGAGGGGUCGCGGACUCACGGGAGUAGGGCCGGAGGCUCCGCGCGACGGCGGCGAGCUCGCGGCCUCCUCACGGAUGGACGAGCGGGCGGCCGUGGGCGGUGCAGUCGCAGCCUCCUCGCGGGCGAACGGACGGCCGUGGGCGACGCGGUCGCGGGCGGACGGCGGCGCGGUCGCGGGCGGCGCCGUCGCGUACGCGCGCGGCGCCGUCGCGGACGCGCGCGAGCUCCGCGCGAAGGCCGGCGCCGUGGCAGACGCGCGCGGAGGCUGGCCGCCGGCGCCGUGGGGCGGCGCAGUCGCCAGCGAACGCGCGCAUGCUGGCCCCCAGGUCAAGGGCGGCGGCGGCCGUUCCUACGAAAGGAUAAGGCCUCCAAGGAGUCCCAGCGGAGGAGCUAACUGAGUCAUUGAAGCCAGGGCAUUUUAGUCUUUUUAGGUCUCAUUCUCUCACCUCCAAUACUGCAAAUGAGUUGUUUAAUGGAUCCAAUGUGUAGCGUACAAAAUUUAUAACCCAAGGUGUCCUACAGACUAUAUCAAGGAAUAGAGUGUGCAGCGCACAAAUCAACGUUUUGAUAGUGUCAUGUACACAAAAAAAACCCUUUUAGGAACCAAAGCUAAAAAACCAGGUCCAGCAGGGGUUCUAUCCUGGCUCCUAAAUCUUAGCCUCCCCAGCUCCCAUUGUGAGGGGCCAUAGCCCACAGCCCCUAUCCCCAUUAAUCCCCUCCCGCCCUUAUCUUUCCUGCGCGCGCUCCUUCCCGCUCUUCUGUCCGGCGCCCUCCUCCGUGACGCCUCUCCUUCACGGCGCCGCCACGCCUUAUCCACGGCGGUACCCCUCCGCCUCUCCUCCACCGCCGUCUCCCCGGUCGCCGGGCCCGCCUCCCCGGUCGCCGGCCCCGCCUCCCAAGCCGCCGCCGCUACCUAACCUCCUCCUCCACAGCGGAGCCCGCCUCCCAGGCCCUCCUCCGCGACGCCUCUGCUCCACGUCAGCGCCCCUUCACCUUUCCUCCGCCACCGCCGCCUCUCUGAUCGCCAGACCCGACGCCAGCCCUGCCUCCCAAGCCGCCACCGCCUACCCUCCUCCUCCCCGGCAGAACCCGCCUGCAAGGUCCUCCCCUGCGACGCCUCCAUCGGACCCGACGUCUCGGGUGCCGUCCCAGGCGCCAUCCCGGCCUCCUAGACCGCCUUCGCCUGCCCUCCUCCAUGGCCAGACACCGCCUCCCACCUCUCCUCCUCUACCGGCCAAAGGUACUUUUUUUUCCUUUUCUCUUUUGCAUUUCUCAAUGAAUAUAUGUGGAAUUUGACAAUAGCAGUAGAACUCAUGGUACCAUGUCAAUUAAACAAUUGCAGUUAUGCAAAUUGUAGUUUGAUAAUACAAAUUUAUUAUGUUUCCUUUAUGAAUUGUAGUUUCAAAUGGCAAAUGAAGGUGAAUCUUUUUUGAACAUGAUGUCAAAGGAUAAUGAUGUAGAAGCUUUUUCAUUAUCAAUGCCAGUUGAAAACCGUAGUAUUCCAACUGCUGCUCCAAAAGGAGGUUCAGGCCGAAAAAAAAAUCAUAUUCCCACCAAGAGGACAUUCAACUUUGUAUGUCAUGGGACAACAUUAGCUAUUUAAAGGUAUGCGUGUGCAUGGCAGUCAAGAACUGUGACUAAACCUGCAUCAGGCCUUAUUUGAAUUGGGGGGGGGGGGGGGGGUUAGGCAAUCCCUUCCAAUCCAUACGUACGUAUUGAGGGAUGGAUCGAAGGUGGAAACCAAUUCAGUUUGCACUCCAAUUCGUAUGUUCUGGGAAGGAACGGUGCUAUGCAAACAAGCCAGGCCAAGUUCGGGUGAAGCCAGUAACGAAGACUCGGCGGCGAGUCAAAUCGCAAUUGUUCUCUUGAUUUGUUCAUCGCAAUUUCUCUAAAUUGUUUCCAGGCGUGGGCUCUGCGCACCGGUCGUAUUCCACUAGAUCGUAUGCUCCAAUCCACAGUGGGGGUGGCGACUGGGGAGUCACGCUGUGCGGGAGGAACAAGAUGGCGGGGCGCACGUACCAGAUCUCCUUCUGGACGCCGAGCAGCUGGCUCGCCUCGUCGGCGGCGGAGGCCGCCUUGCUGACGGCGCUGGCCACCAGCGUCCGCGCCAUGCUAACCACCGUCAACGCCAUCGGUCGGUCGAUGCCCGGCCGCGGUCGCGACCCGAGCUGUCGACCUCGGAAAAUCGGAAGCACGCGCCAGAAGAGUGCACUGCACCAAGCAAAUAUCUUGCUUCGUGUGAGCGCGUGACACAGUCAAAGAGUGGGAGAAGAACCCGGAACGGCGGAAGGAAAAAGUUUAUUUUAAUUCAAUUUGCUCCUUAUUAAACUACUAUUGUUUAGUUCAACUUAUUCUUUCGUAUAAUUUUUUUUCAUACAUAAUUUUAAUUUUUUUUCUAUAAUUUGCUCUGUCGUAAGUCGCUCUUUUCUUGUACAAUGAAUUUGGAUCACAAUAUAACACUGCUCAAUCGUAUACUUAGUUUAACAUAAUUUUUCAUAA